Molecule: messenger RNA, 1905 nt
Organism: Setaria italica (foxtail millet)
Lineage: Eukaryota; Viridiplantae; Streptophyta; Magnoliopsida; Poales; Poaceae
Product: protein DMR6-LIKE OXYGENASE 1
Exons: 3
Coding region: 341-1588 (415 amino acids)
Source: RefSeq, a predicted model, not a curated record
CUACCGCGCGCUGGAGCUGAUAAAUAACAGAAAAAUCAGCGAUUGCCUCGUCCUCGUAGCGAUCUCCUUCCCGUCGUCCCUUCUCCGUCGCCUCCUCGCCUCCCAUCAAUCCCUGAUGAGCGCAGUCCCCUCCCUAUAAAUACAAGCUCCAUUCCUCCUCCUCCUCCUCCAUUGCUUCGUUCUCAUCACUGCACAAGCUCGGCGCGCCAUAGCCAAUCUCUAUCCGAUCCUAGAGCUAAGCUAGCUUGUUGCGUGACUCGAUUCAUCCGAUCCCACUGUGAACUUGAGCAGGGCAGACACCACUUAUCUCGUCGAUCGGAUUCACGUAUAGUAGUAAUACAUGGCAAUCCUCGACCUCAACCAGGCCAUGAAUAACAAUAAUACCACCGCUCCUCCUUGCCAUGCCCAUGCGGCUCCAGCUUCCGAUCAGCGCCUCCGUCAAGCAGAGUGGAAGGCCGGCGACGACGCCGACAACCCCAACCCCCGCCACCAGGCCGACGCAGAGGAGGAGGAAGAAGAAGAGGAGCUGCUCCUCAAGGGCGUGCGGCACCUGUGCGAGCGCGGCGGCAUUACGAGGCUGCCGGCCCGCUACGUCCUCCCGCCGUCCGACCGCCCAGCGCCGCCGGACCACCACCAGCGCACCAGCGGCCUGACGAUCCCCGUCAUCGACCUCGCCCGCCUCCGCUCGCCCGGCGCGGGGCGCGCGGCGGCGCUGGUGGAGCUGGACGCGGCGUGCCGGGACUACGGCUUCUUCCAGGUCGUCGGCCACGGCGUCGGCGUCGGCGGCGGGGCGAUGCUGGACGUGGCGCGGCGGUUCUUCGAGCUGCCCUUCGGCGAGCGCGCGCGCCACAUGUCCCCCGACAUCCGCGCCCCCGUGCGGUACGGCACCAGCUUCAACCAGCUCAACGACGGCGUCCUCUGCUGGCGGGACUUCCUCAAGCUCGUCUGCGACGACCUCGACGGCGUCGUCCCGUCCUGGCCGGACGCGCCCGCCGACCUCAGGGAGGUGGUGUCGGCGUACGCGCGGUCGUGCCGGCGGCUGUUCAGGGAGCUGAUGGAGGCGGCGCUGGAGGCGAUCGGGAUCGGCGGCCCCGGCGCCGGCGAGGUGCUGGCGGGCUGCGACGCCGGGUCGCAGAUGCUGAUGGUGAACUGCUUCCCGGCGUGCCCGGAGCCGGACCUCACGCUGGGGAUGCCGCCGCACUCCGACUACGGAUUCCUCACCGUCCUCCUGCAGGACCAGGUGAACGGCCUCGAGGUCCGCCACGCCGACUCGUGGGUCCUCGUCGACCCGAUCCCCGGAUCGCUCGUCGUCAACGUCGGAGACCACUUCGAGAUGUACAGCAACGGGCGUUACAAGAGCGUGCUGCACCGGGUCCGCGUGAACUCGGCGCGGUCGCGCAUCUCUGUGGCGUCGCUGCACAGCCUGCCGCCGGCGAGGGUCAUCGGGCCGGCGCCGGAGCUGGUGGACGACGACAAGAACCCGAGGAGGUACAUGGACACGGACCUCGCCACCUUUCUCGACUACCUCAGCUCGGCCGAGGGCAAGCACAAGUCCUUCCUCCAGACCAGGAGGCUCCUCACCAGCUGACCAUAUAUGCACGGGCGGGCCCAUAGGCAGCCACCCGCUUGAACCACCUGGAUUGGAUCCGUCCUAACUGUUAAGCGUAUGAUUACGUACGACGUGGGUCCCACCAGUCCGUGUCUGUCGUUUUGGUCAGCAGCAGGAGAAAAGUCAGCACGUAUAGUACCUGCGGUUGUGGACCAAGUUGACCGGUCAAACCCGUAGCCCGACUGGUCCCAUCUACUGCUGCUGCAUGCUGUCUACCCUAGCUAGCUAAGCUAUGCUACUUUAUUUUCAGCUAAAAGAAAAAAAUAUUAUCAGGAUCGAGAAGCUUUAUUUGUCUA